This is a messenger RNA of Striga asiatica, 1131 nucleotides long. The record is from the annotation of a GenBank genome assembly. Lineage: Eukaryota; Viridiplantae; Streptophyta; Magnoliopsida; Lamiales; Orobanchaceae.
AUGGGUGUCGUACUCGUAGGGCCGAAUCGUGAAACUUAUAACGUCGAUCACCUUGCAAUCGUCGUGGACCUCAUCAUACCCAAAGGAAUACGAAUUGUCGAAGUACAACUCGUGAGUACGCAGGAUUUUCAAUUUUCUCGUGGCUGGAGUCAUUAUAUAGAUGUUGCAAUCUGUGUGAAUGGACAACAAAAAGCAAACAAGGCCGUUACAAGAUCCGAUGAUCCUAAACACAAUAACAGGAAGAGGACAGCAGCCGGUGAGUGGGUCGGCCAGGACGGAGCCAUAGAUGGCGGAGUUGAUGGGGCAAGUGUAAAGGCUGCGGUCGUUGUCAGUUAUGAGGCCGAAGAUGAGGCAACCACCAAAAACCCCAACCUCUACUUCAACAUAACUAUCACAAUCACCAAAGUCGUCUUCAGAACCAAAAUCCCCAUCCUCUACUCCACCAAAACUAUCACAAUUACCAAAGUCUUCAGGUGGUAUAGGCAGCCGAGUGAAUGUCUCGGUGGAGAGGUUGAGGGAGACAAUAUCCCGUCUACCCGCAGACACUUCAACAUACCAGUGGAUGGACCCGUUCAGGAACUUACCCGCCAGGUUGCCGGUGUCCCCGCCAGGCCAGCUCAGGGGCUUCCACGAGUUGGCCCUCGAGCUAUAAAUCAUGGCAUGGCUCUCGUGCUCCUCGUCGGUCGGUAUCGUGAAACUGUGAACCUCGAUCACCUUGAAAACGUCAUGGACCUCAUCAUACCCAAAGGAAUACGAAUUGGGGAAGAUUUCCAUUUUUCUCGUGGCUGGAUUCAUUAUACAGAUGCUGCACUUGGGUUGAUUGCACGAGUCGGACAAAAUAAAGCAAACAAGACCGUUACAAGAUCCGAUCAUCGGGCAAUAGGAGGGCAGUCUAAGGCGGAGACGUCGACGGGGAUCGGAUCUCGAUUAUUGUCGACGGAGCAGCCGGUGAGUGAGUCGGCGGCGACGAAGCCAUCGAUGGCUGAGUUGAUGGAGCAAGCUGCCGUCGUUGUCGGUUACGAGGCCGAAGAUGAGUUGAUUGCUCCCCCAAUCCCCGUCACCGCCCAAGCUCAUCACGACGGUGAACGCGCAUUGAUUCGACUUCUCCGAAGGCUGUCCCCCAAAAUCUAG